AUGUGGGUAUGUCUUAGUUACAGGAAUUCUGAGACUCCGGCGGAGAAUCGAAAGUCAUCGGCGUCGCCGGAGAAAGAAGAGAGGUUUUAUACGACAAGAGGGUCAGUGGUGGGGUUGGAGGAGAAUGGGAAGGUUUCAGUGGAAGGUGGUGGAGGACAAGGAGGGGAUGAGAAUAGAGCUCUUGUUUGGCCAAAGCUGUACAUUGCUUUGUCAAGCAAAGAGAAAGAGGAGGAUUUUAUGGCCAUGAAAGGUUGUAAGCCUCCUCAGAGACCUAAGAAAAGGGCCAAAAUCAUCCAAAGAACACUUCUUUUGGUGAGUCCAGGGGCAUGGUUAACUGACAUGUGCCAAGAGAGGUAUGAAGUGAGGGAGAAGAAGAGCUCUAAAAAGAGACCAAGGGGGUUGAAGGCCAUGGGAAGCAUGGAAAGCGAUUCAGAAUGA
Molecule: messenger RNA, 438 nt
Organism: Ilex paraguariensis (yerba mate)
Lineage: Eukaryota; Viridiplantae; Streptophyta; Magnoliopsida; Aquifoliales; Aquifoliaceae
Source: the annotation of a GenBank genome assembly